UAAAUAUAUUUAAUGUGUUAUAAUGCAGGAUUGGGAAGAAAAUAUCGUCGAUCAUCGCGGCCACUUGCAUGGGUAGGAUGUCUUCGAAAACAUUACGUAUGAGUGACAGGAUUGCAACGCAAUUGUGAAUAUAUAAGUGACUUCAGAGAGGCAAAGCGGAAAUAUACUACAUUUCACCAUGACCGAUUUAGUCAACCGCCUUGCUGCUACGAAAGACAAACUUGCCGAAGAUUCGGCAACCAAACCUGGGUCCAGCAAGAAAGAUCAGAUUCUCGAACAGGAAAACCGUACACAGGACCAAGAACCUGGCCAUGUUCUUGCUACACCCACAGGUGUUAAGAUAGACCAUACAGACGAUACACUCAAGGCUGGAGAACGUGGUCCUACCUUGAUGGAAGACUUCCAUUUCCGUUAUUCUAUCACUCAAUUUGACCAUGAACGCAUUCCUGAGCGAGUUGUUCAUGCUAGAGGGUCUGGCGCUCAUGGAUACUUUGAACUCUUUGAAUCUCAAGCAGAAUUUACCAGCGCCAAAGUAUUGAAUGAUACUUCUCGUAAGACUCCAGUUUUUGUUCGCUUUAGUACCGUUCAAGGAUCUCGAGGUUCAGCCGACACUGUACGCGACGUUCGUGGAUUUGCUGUCAAGUUUUACACCGACGAAGGAAAUUGGGAUCUUGUUGGUAACAACAUUCCAGUCUUCUUCAUUCAAGAUGCAAUCAAGUUCCCCGAUUUGGUUCACUCGCUCAAGCCUGAACCUCAUAACGAAAUCCCUCAGGGCCAGACAGCUCACGACAACUUUUGGGACUUCGCUUCUCUGAUGCCUGAAUCAACACAUAUGUUGAUGUGGAUUUUAUCCGAUCGUACUAUCCCAAGAAGUUAUCGAAUGAUGCAAGGCUUUGGCGUCAAUACCUACAUCUUAAUCAAUGAAAAGAUGGAACGCCACUUUGUCAAGUUCCACUGGAAGCCUGUAUUGGGUACACACAGUCUUGUGUGGGAUGAAGCUCAAAAGCUUGGUGGACAAGAUCCUGAUUAUCAUCGAAGAGAUUUGUGGGAAGCCAUUGAGUCUGGAAACUAUCCUCAGUAUGAUUUUGGUAUCCAGAUUGUCGCAGAAAAGGACGAACAUAACUUCGACUUCGAUCUUCUUGACUGUACCAAGCUUAUCCCUGAGGAACAAGUCCCCGUUCGUUGGAUUGGUCGAAUGACAUUGGACCGCAAUCCAGACAACUUUUUUGCUGAAACCGAACAGGUGGCCUUCUGUACGCAACACGUUGUUCCUGGUAUUGGAUUUAGCAAUGAUCCAAUGUUACAAGGCCGUAACUUCUCUUAUUUGGACACUCAGUUGAAUCGAUUCAACGGUCCCAAUUUCAAUGAAGUCCCAAUCAACAAGCCGAUCUGUCCCUUCUUCAACAACCUGCGCGAUGGCUUCAAUCGUCAGCGUAUCAACAAGGGAAAAGUCAAUUAUUGGCCAAACCGCUACGUAAAUCCCAGACCUGCUGCAGAGGAGGAUCAUCCGUAUAUGCAUUUCCCAGAAAAGACCGAAGGUUUGAAGACACGAUUACGUGCUCCAAAGUUCAAGGAACAUUACAAACAAGCCACCAUGUUUUGGAAUUCCAUGUCAGACGUUGAGAAGGAUCACUUGGUUGCCGCCGCAAGAUUUGAGCUUGGAAGAGUCGACGAUCUUAGGAUUCAAACUCGUCAAGUCGAAAACUUCCUGAACGUUGACCACGAGUUUGCUAAGCGCGUAGCUGAUGGUCUUGGCAUCAAGAUUCCAUCCGAGGCUGCCGUGCAGAACCAUGGCCGACAAUCCCCUGCCCUUAGUCAGUUGAACACAGUCUUUGGUUCACCUGCUACAAGAAAGGUAGCAUUCAUUGUUGCCGAUGGAUAUGAUAGCACCCAACUUUUGGAACUUCGAGGAGCCGUCAAAGCAGCCGGCGCCAUGACCUUUAUCAUUGGGCCAAGAAGAGGAAAAAUCAAGAGUUCCAAACAAAUGGAAAACCCUGAGGAAGAAGAGCCGGAGGGAACUUCACCUGAGACAUCUGACUAUGGCAUUUACGCUGACUUCUCCUUGUUUACUGCAAAGUCCACCUUAUUCGAUGCCAUCAUCGUACCUGGCGGAGCUCAGAGCAUCAAUACUCUGAAGAAUAAUGGAGAAGCUUUCCAAUGGAUCAAUGAAGCCUAUAAGCACUUUAAGACUAUCGGUGCUGUUAGCGACGGUGUUGCGCUCUUACGCGAGUCUGCAAUCCCUCCCUCGCUCAUUUCUAUUGAUGAAGCUAUUACUUCAGAAAAAGGUGUUGUGACAGCCGGCGUAUACUCUGCUUCUAAGGAAUCCGAAUCGAUUGUUGGAAGCGCCAUUGAGGCUGUCAAAAGCGUUGGUAAAACUGGCAACUUUGCAAAGUCAUUUAUCGAAGCCGUCGGACAGCACCGACAUUGGGACAGAGAUUGCACCAAUAAAAACGUUCUCUAAUCACAACCUAUUGCCUGGAAACCUGUUCAGAAUGCCUCGAUGGAAACACUGUUAAACUGAUUUUUGAAAAGAAAAAAUUUAAAC
This is a messenger RNA of Umbelopsis ramanniana AG, 2545 nucleotides long. RefSeq lists its product as uncharacterized. NCBI's taxonomy places the organism in Eukaryota, Fungi, Mucoromycota, Umbelopsidomycetes, Umbelopsidales, Umbelopsidaceae. Bases 179 to 2461 code for a protein of 760 amino acids. Gene Ontology annotation, biological process: hydrogen peroxide catabolic process; response to oxidative stress. Gene Ontology annotation, cellular component: cytosol. The transcript is spliced from 3 exons. The record is from RefSeq and is a predicted model, not a curated record. Gene Ontology annotation, molecular function: heme binding; catalase activity.